AUGUCUCCUUUCUCUGGGAGCCCGCCUCCCCCAACCUCACCCACCUCCCCCAACCUCACCCACCUCCCCCAACCUCACCCACCUCCCCCAACCUCACCCGCCUCCCCCAACCUCAGCCGCCUCACCUACCUGCCUCACCUACCUGCCCCAACCUCACCGUGGGACCGUCUCUCCAAAGAAAACCCCACCCCUCCUGCGGUCCAGCCAUCAAACAUUUUUCCAAUGGCUACUUCCACACCGCAUGUUCCUGCAAUGAACAGAGGUGAACCUACACUUCUCACCAACCCGUCCCUCAGCCCUAACACACUGGAGCUGAGCAAUACUUCCAGAGUGAUAGCAGCAGCUCUGCACCAUGCCAAGCUGGAACCUCCCGUAUUCGCAGCGGACAACAAGACUGUUUUUCUACCCUCGGACAACCAAGAACGCAUUCUGAGAGGACUGUUGGAUCGUAUCCAGGCUCAAGAUGAGCCCCUGCCAACUUUUGUCGCCCAUAUGCUGAAACUGUCUACUCCGUUCAUUUUGGGAAUGGAUUUCAUGACUAGAGCCUCUAUCUCCAUUCAUAUUCCCACAAGAACAGUGUUUGUAGACGAUGCCCCCUGCCCGCUCAUGGAUGAGGAGGACAGUCCAGCGGAUUUCACAGACCUCGAGGAGGUGCUUACCAGACUCCAAUCUGCUGGCCUGUCGCUUAAGCUCAGAAAGUGCCAGUUCUGUCUCGAAGAACUCAAUUUCCUCGGCUACCGCAUCACAUCUUCGGGUAUUAAACCGGACCCGGACAAGAUCAAGGCAGUGACGGAAUUCAACACCCCAACUACCGUGAAACAUGUCCGGCAGUUCCUUGGCCUGACUGGAUACUACCGCCGCUUUAUCCAGGAUUAUGCUCGGCAUGCUGAGCCUCUACAUGCGCUCACAAGAAAGGAUGCGACUUUCCAGUGGGACGACAACUAUCUCUUGCCGGAGCAUGCUGUUAUUGGCAGUUUGGACAUUCGUGCCCUGCCCCUUGUUCUGCUAGCAGAUCGCUCUCAAAUCAGGCAGCUGCAGCUUGAUGACCCGGUCACUGGGCCGUUGUUAAGGGACAUUGAGACAGACUCACAAAACAAUGUGGACAAUGUUAAUCUGCCACAGACAUUGACUCUGUUCCUAUGGACUGCCCCUCCCCUGAGUCCCUCUCUGACCCAGGCCCAGGACAUUACAAUCUCAGACCCAGACGUGACCCCAGAAUAA
Molecule: messenger RNA, 1221 nt
Organism: Knipowitschia caucasica
Lineage: Eukaryota; Metazoa; Chordata; Actinopteri; Gobiiformes; Gobiidae
Source: the annotation of a GenBank genome assembly